This is a messenger RNA of Chenopodium quinoa (quinoa), 3567 nucleotides long. RefSeq lists its product as uncharacterized. The coding region runs from base 1 to 3567 and encodes 1188 amino acids. Lineage: Eukaryota; Viridiplantae; Streptophyta; Magnoliopsida; Caryophyllales; Amaranthaceae. The transcript is spliced from 3 exons. Gene Ontology annotation, molecular function: nucleic acid binding; RNA-DNA hybrid ribonuclease activity. The record is from RefSeq and is a predicted model, not a curated record.
AUGAUUAGCAAACAUAAGUCUGAAAAUUUAAAAACGAAAUUUAAUUUCUCUAUGUCAGUUGGUGUUGACAGUAGAGAUAAGGCCUUGAAGUGUAAAACAUGGGCUCUUGUACGUGACCUCUACUUGGACUCACCUUAUCCUAUUGUUCUUGGAGGUGAUUUCAACGAGAUACUUGGGCAUCAUGAGAAGACAGGAGGUGUUAUGCGUGAACAGCGGGUUAUAGACUCUUUUAGGGAGGUGCUUGACGAAUGUGGCUUACGUGACCUUGGCUAUGAGAGGUCGUGGGUUACUUGGGAACGAGGCACUCCGGCUGGGGAGGUAGUACGUGAAAUACUGGACAGAUUUGUGGGUUGUACUAGGUGGUGCGCAUGGUUCAGUGAGGCAAAUGUGACACACUUGACGAAGUUUAAAUUUGAUCAUGUGGCAAUUCUCCUUGAUACUGACUCUAAGGAACGCAAGAAGAAGAAAAAUAUGAAGAAAAGGUUUCGGUUUGAAACUUGUUGGUUACUUGCUGAGGGCAUUGAGGACGUCAUUAGAGACUCUUGGAGUGGAGCUAGUCAUCUCGAUAUGUCGAACAAAUUGUUAUCAGUAGCAAAUGAUUUGACAAGAUGGAGUAAAGACUCAUUUGAUGAUCUGGGUGAGAAGAUUUCCGAGGCAGAAGAUGCACUCAAGGAGGCCCAACUUCGUUCGAAUUCUCAGUCAAACUUUGAUGAGUGUAAUAAAUUAGAGGCAAUGCUUGAUGACCUUCAUGAGAAAAACGAGGCGUACUGGUUCCUUCGUUCAAGUGUAUCAGAAAUUAGAGACGGGGAUCGCAACACUAAAUAUUUUCACCAUAAAGCGUCUCAACGAAAGAGCAAGAAUCGAAUCAGAGGGCUCAUGGAUUCAAAUGGAGAUUGGCGUACUGGUAAACAUGAUGUGGAAAAAAUUAUUCUUGAUUUUUAUGGCUCUUUGUUCACUGGUGGCGAGAUCGAUGAUAAUUUGCUUAAUGAGGUCCUUGCUAAUGUGCCGAGUUUAGUAUCUGAAGGUAUGAAUCUUUCUUUAAGUCGCCCCUACCUUAAAGAUGAAAUUUUUGCUGCCCUCUCUCAAAUGAGUCCUUGUAAGGCCCCAGACCCUGGUGGUUUACAUGCUAUUUUUUACCAGAAAUAUUGGCAUAUUGUUGGUGAUGAUGUGACUCUAUUUGUUAAUAAUAUUAUUUCUGGUAGAGUGUCGAUGUCUCAUGUUAAUCGUACUAAUGUUGCUCUUAUCCCGAAAGUCAGAGAUCCUACUAGCAUUGCUCAAUUUCGGCCAAUCUCCUUAUGCAAUGUCUUAUACAAAUUAGCCUCAAAAUCUGUGGCUAAUAGACUUAAACCUCUUCUCCAUGGGAUGGUCACAGAAAACCAGAGUGCCUUUGUUCCCAAACGGUUAAUUACUAAUAAUGCUCUUAUUGCUUUGGAGCUCUUUCAUACCAUGAAGAAGAGAUCGAAAGGUCGCAGGGGUUCGAUUGCAAAGAAGCUGGAUAUGAGUAAGGCUUAUGAUCGGGUGGAGUGGGAAUUUUUGAGAAGGUUGUUGACUAAGUUGGGGUUUGCCGGAGCAUGGGUGGAUACUAUUAUGACUUUCGUAUCCACAGUUAGCUACUCUUUCAACAUCAAUGGGGUUCCCUUAAACGAUCUGAUUCCAUCUAGGGGUCUUCGUCAAGGUGAUCCUAUUUCCCCUUAUCUUUUCAUUCUAGUUUCUGAUGUCCUUUCUAGAAUGUUACAGUUGGCUUCGGAGAGGAAAUUGAUCCAUGGAGUUCGGGCAAGUAGGAAUGGCCCCGAGAUUACUCACUUGUUUUUUGCAGAUGAUAUUCUCCUUUUUACUAGAGCUACUCGACAGGAAUGUUCCGUCAUUGUUGAUAUUCUCAACAAAUACGAAGCAACUUCCGGGCAAAAGAUUAAUUUAGAGAAGUCAGAAGUAUCUUUUAGUAAAGGGGUUCCAUUGCCUUCUAGGAUCACUCUUAGCUCCGUACUUGGUAUGAAAAUGGUGGAGAGCCAUGUGAAAUAUCUUGGUUUGCCAACUAAGAUAGGGAGAUCGAAGAAAGCGGUUUUUGCAUUUGUUAAAGAUCGGAUAUGGAAGAAGGUUCAAGGUUGGAAAGAAAAGUUGUUGUCGAGACCCGGGAAGGAAGUGCUUUUGAAGUCCGUUAUCCAAGCAAUUCCAACAUAUCUUAUGGGUGUGUAUAGAUUCCUAAGCAAUUUGAUUAAUGAGAUUCAUAGUAUGAUGGCUCGGUUUUGGUGGGGGUCGAAUGAGAAGGGUAGAAAAAUUCAUUGGAAGAGUUGGGAUGCACUAUGUCAACUGAAGUUCCUUGGGGGAAUGGGGUUUAGGGACUUGGGGAUUUUUAAUGUAGCCCUUCUUGGUAAACAGAUAUGGCGUCUUGCUACAAAUGAUCACUCUCUUGUUAGCCGGGUUUUGAAGGCUAAAUAUUAUCCGAAGAUGUCCAUUUUUGAGGCUGCUCUUGCAAUCCCAAUUAGUGGGCGUCUGCCAAAUGACUCCAUCACAUGGGCAUGGUCUAAGGAUGGAUACUAUGAGGUAAAAUCUGCAUACUUGCUAGGUUCUUCCCUAAAUUUGGAUGAUUUUGACAAAUUUUGGGUUGAGAUUUGGAAUGUUAAGACUACCCCAAAGGUACGUCAUUUUCUAUGGCGUUGCUGCUCCAAUUCCCUGCCUACCCGUAGUCUUCUUAAGCAUCGCCAUCUCAUUGAAGACCCUCUCUGUCCCUGCUGCAAUUUGGCUGAUGAAACGACUGUCCAUGCGAUUAUUUUGUGCCCGAGUGCGCAUCAGUUAUGGCUGAAUAGUGGAUGUAGGGAAGCUCUCAACUUGGCGAAUUCUGAUUCUUUUGGAGAGAUCUUAUUGAAAUGGGCAGAACAUCUCUCAAAAGAGGUUUAUCAGAGAAGCUUAUUCCUUUCUUGGUUUAUAUGGUUUCGACGAAACAAAUGGGUCUUCGAAAAUGCCUGGGAUGCUGAUGAGGCUCUCCUCCUCCGUCAUAGUAGACUGGUAGUUGACUAUGGUGAGUAUACAGAGAAGAUUUAUGGGGGCACCUCUCCUCCGAAUGAACCUGCUGGAAGAACAACAUGGAUGCCUCCUCCAUCUAGUGUAGUGAAGAUCAAUGUGGAUGCUUCAAUUUCUGAUGAAGGAUGUGUGGGGCUUGGUGUUAUAGCUCGCGACAGCAGGGGCCGGGUUCUGUUCUCGAUAGUUAGCAGGGUGAGAGCGCGAUGGGAGCCCUUGAUUGCUGAGAGCAAGGCUGCCCUUUUUGGGCUACGGAAGGUGAGGGACCAGGGCUACAAUGAUGUAAUUCUUGAGGCAGAUUGUUUGCAGCUAGUUUCCAAAAUAAAGAAGAACACCUUCUCCUUGGCAUCGGUGGAUUGCGUGUUGGAAGAUAUAAUUGCUGUUAGUUCGAACUUUUCUUCCAUUUUUUGGUCUCAUGUGAAGCGUGAGGGUAACUUCGUUGCUCAUCACUUAGCUAAGUUAGUGUCGUAUGGUCGUGAACAAUUAUGGGAAUUUCUCGUUCCAGAUGAAAUUUCCCCGUAUGUACUUUUGGAUACACUUUCUUUGAAUUAA